Messenger RNA from Mirounga angustirostris (Northern elephant seal), 7041 nucleotides. It is a transcript of the gene ETNK1, whose product is annotated as ethanolamine kinase 1. The record is from RefSeq and is a predicted model, not a curated record. Gene Ontology annotation, biological process: phosphatidylethanolamine biosynthetic process. Gene Ontology annotation, cellular component: cytoplasm. NCBI's taxonomy places the organism in Eukaryota, Metazoa, Chordata, Mammalia, Carnivora, Phocidae. The transcript is spliced from 8 exons. Gene Ontology annotation, molecular function: ethanolamine kinase activity. The coding region runs from base 263 to 1354 and encodes 363 amino acids.
CCGCGGUCGCUGGCGGUGGAGCGCAGACGAGCGGAAUUUUUCCUCUGAACAUCCGCUGCUCAGUUCAGCUGCUGUCCAGACCCGGGUCGGCUAAAGUGCCGCGUCCAGCCAUUCUCCUACCGCUCGCCCGUCAGUUUGAGCGCCCCUAGCCCUCCUGCGAGGGCGCCCCGGGACGGAAGGAUCCACCAGCCUGUCGGCGCCCGCCGUUCUCGUGGUCGCCGUCGCCGUCGUCGUGGUGGUAGUCUCUGCCGUCGCCUGGGCCAUGGCCAAUUACAUCCACGUUCCGCACGGCUCCCCGGAGGUGCCCAAGUUGGACGUCACGGUUCAGGAUCAGGAGGAGCAGCGCUGCCGGGAGGGGGCCCUCAGCCUCCUGCAACACCUGCGGCCGCACUGGGACCCUCAGGAGGUGACCCUGCAGCUUUUCACAGAUGGAAUCACAAAUAAACUUAUUGGCUGUUAUGUGAGUAAUACAAUGGAGGAUGUAGUCCUGGUGCGAAUUUAUGGCAAUAAGACUGAGUUGUUAGUUGAUCGAGAUGAGGAAGUGAAGAGUUUCCGAGUGUUGCAGGCUCAUGGCUGUGCACCGCAACUCUACUGUACCUUCAAUAAUGGACUGUGCUAUGAAUUUAUACAGGGAGAAGCAUUGGAUCCAAAGCAUGUCUGCAACCCUGCUAUUUUCAGGCUAAUAGCACGUCAGCUUGCUAAAAUCCAUGCUAUCCAUGCACACAAUGGCUGGAUUCCCAAAUCUAAUCUAUGGCUAAAGAUGGGAAAAUAUUUCUCUCUCAUUCCCACAGGAUUUGCAGAUGAAGACCUUAAUAAAAGGUUCUUAAGUGAUAUCCCAAGCUCUCAGAUUCUUCAGGAAGAAAUGACUUGGAUGAAGGAGAUGCUUUCCAACCUGGGCUCACCUGUUGUGCUUUGCCAUAAUGACCUAUUGUGUAAGAAUAUAAUCUACAAUGAGAAACAAGGUGAUGUACAGUUCAUUGAUUAUGAAUAUUCUGGAUACAACUACCUGGCAUAUGAUAUUGGAAAUCAUUUCAAUGAAUUUGCAGGUGUGAGUGAUGUAGACUAUAGUCUCUAUCCAGACAGGCAACUACAGGGCCAGUGGCUGCGUUCUUACCUUGAAGCCUACAAAGAAUUUAAGGGCUUUGGGACUGAAGUUACUGAAAAGGAGGUGGAAAUACUCUUCAUUCAGGUCAAUCAGUUUGCAUUGGCUUCUCAUUUCUUUUGGGGAUUGUGGGCUUUGAUUCAAGCCAAAUACUCCACUAUUGAUUUUGAUUUCCUUGGGUAUGCAAUUGUUCGUUUUAACCAAUACUUUAAAAUGAAGCCUGAAGUUACUGCAUUAAAAGUGCCUGAGUAAAGAAGAGAUUUGAUUAUUCUCAAGUAGCUGAACAAUGCUUGUGUAUCUUUUCUUAAGAAAUUUUGAAAAGCCAGUAUUUGUUAAAAUUCUGUUGUUUAAUUUGGUUAUCUUGCUUUACAAAUUAUGCCUCUAAACAACCAAUCUAUUUUUUAAAUAGACUGAAUGAUGUCAAGAAGUAUACCUUACUGCUAUCAGUAUGUGGUGGAUUAGAAGUUUGUUAAAUCUGCAGAAAGGUAUAAAUAUGUCAGUUUAAUCCUUUCUUUGAUAAUUUAAUCUAUGUUAUAUGUGAAUUAUUUAUUAUAAAUUUAACAUAAUUCUGUGACUGCUUUCAUCUGUUUCAUCUGUUGGUUGAGUGUAAGCAAUGAAAAUGUUCCUGAGAAAAUUUUUUUUAAAGUUUUACUUUAAUAAUAUUAAUUUUAGCAAAAAAUCUAGGUGUUCAGUGUAACCUUUUUAUCUUGAUACACUAUAAGAAAUAUGAAUCAUUCACUCUUGAAAUGCCAGAUACUGGUAUAGAUAGCUUAGGGUGUUCAUAGAAAAGUAUCUGUGUAUGAGGGUAAACUACAUUUACUGUCUACAUUUAGUGGUACAUCUUUUUGAAUUGAAUAUUGGAAAGUGUUUUUCUCGGGGGUGGGGAUAUAUCUUAAAAUUAAAUUCUCCUUUCCAUACAUAGUCUGGCAGUAUAAAUAUUAAUAUUUACCUAUAAUCCUGGAAUAGAUAUACAAUUUUAUGUUACCAAAAUCUGCAUUAAAUAAUGUUUUCACAUACUAAAUAUGGUCAUUUAAGUUGCUAGUUUGUUCUUAAAAUUUGAUAAUAUCACAUUUUUUUAAACCAAAAAUUUUGUUUUACUUAUUGAAAUAUUCUGUGUUUUUGUCUGUUUAGCUAGUAGAACAAAUGCUAAUUUUUGAAACAAAGAAUGAUUAUCAUACUUGGGAACAAGAAAAUAGCAUUUAGAUAGAUUCUUUUUUACCUUUCAAGAUUCAUUCCUUAAGACUUCGUUUCAUGUUUUAGUUUGGCUCCAUGUCUUUAGAGUGAUAGCAAAUGAUUACGUGAUGUAUGUAGGUUCAGAGAAAUAAAUUAAAAGCAGUUAAAAGAAAUAAGGAACAUUUAGGACAUUGAUCUGAUACACUUAAAAUCUAAGAAAAUGUGAAUUAAACAGGAAUAUUCAUGGUAGGGGGGCUUCUGUUCUAGUUUCUCUUGAUUUUGUUUGUGUAUUUUUUAUUUUGUUUGGGAAUGAAAGGGUGGCAGUUGAAGGAAGUUAGAUCUUUGCAAUAAGUAGGCUUCAUGUUUUGAAGACUGCUUGCUGCUUUGUGGAGUUGAGCAGUCAUGGUUAACUUUACUUAGAAAAUUAGUCUGACAAGCUUUGCACUUUGGUCACAUAAGUGCCCAUGUACAAAGUUGACUUAAUGAAUCUGCAUAUUCAGAAUAUGCAACUACAAAUAUAUCCUCUGAGAAAUCUUCUGGGGAGUUUGAUGUAUUAUUCCAAGUGACUUAUAUUCUCAGAUAAGUGCUUUAAAAUACUUGGAUUAUCUCAAGAUGUUUAAAGCUAAUAAAGUAAGUAGAAACACUUAAAGGCCAUUUUAAAUGGUAAAUUCUAGUUACAUAAAUAGAAUCUUAAAAUCUGCUUGUGUCUGUAACAGUGUUAGACUAAGAUUUGUUUUCUACCUCCCCAAUGUUACAAAUGUUCACUUCUGUUUUUAUAAACCAUAUUACUCUAGGAUCAAUAGAAUUUUACCUAAUUGACUGAAUGGAACCAAUUAAACAAUUAAUAGCUUUUUACAUAAUGUUAGAGUGAGCUUGAAGAAUUGUUUUUGGUGGAAUUUUCAUCUGUGGUUGGAACAUUUUCUUAGGACAAUGAAUAAUAUGUAAUAGCCUUGAUUUUUUUUUUUUUUUUCUUUCUAACUUUACUUAAAGUGCAACAGUAUAUAUCUUGGAGAACUAUGGGAGGAGAGAAGAUCAGUUUUCUACCUUACUCCAUAUUCUUCCAACUACUUUGAGUAGAGAUUCACUGAGCCUUUGCUGGUAGAUUGUGCAUAGCUGCUAGCUGUGAUACUCAGAGAGGUUCAUAUAGAACUGAAUGUAAAGGUGAAGAAAGGCUCUCACUUCAGCCCUAGGAGUAUGCAGUGGACGUGGAAACAAAAUGAGACAUUUAAGAUAUUUUCCCCACUCUGUGGCUAGAUUUUGGGUGUCAUGAUGCUCCCACAUCCUGUACAGGUUUUUGGGAUCAUGCUGCAGACUAAGAGGAUUCAAAAUUGCUUCCCUUUUUAUUAACCAUUUAAAGGAUUCUGAAGGAAAAACAUCCCUCUAAAAUUUGUCCUUUGGCUUGCUGAGAUAGUCUGUUGCCUUUUUAUGUUAAGCUAAGGAACUUGAAUGCCUUACCUAAUAACUCAGCUGGUAGUAAGUUCAUUUUGUAAAUAGCGAAAAUGGUUGUUAGAGAAGUGGCAUUCAUGUAUACUCAUUGUUGUUAGUCAAUAGACCAUAGUGGCCUGGAUGCUUUAACAAGCAAAAUUCCACAUUUUUUCCUUUUGUUCCUUACAUACUUGUAUGAUCUUACCUGACCAGUAAUACAUAUAUAUAUAUAUUUUUUUUUUCCCUCUUGACCCCAUGCUACCACCUGAUUUUCUGGAAAUCAGAGAGAUGUGGUAGUAAAUAAUACUGUUCACAUGGUCAUUUGAGAUCAACAUGAGCACAAAACUCAACUAGGUCUGCCUGGAAUGUAUAUAAAAUGGUGUAAAUAAAAAUUUGUAAAUUAGUGUGAAUUGUAUCUUGCAUAUGAGAUUGUGUAUUGUUUUGCUUUCUCUUUUGUAGUUUUUUUUUUUUUUUUUUGUAAGCAAAUGAUUCAGCUCUUUGGUUUUAGACUGGAAAUAGCCAAAAGUUCCGGCUGCACAGUGGGAUAACAAGAGGAACUGGAAAAAUAGGGUUUAUCAGUUUUUGUUAAUGUCAGUACUUAUUUAUUUAGCCUCUCAGUGCCUAAUAUGACUUCUCUUCAUUCUUUAGUUGGCCAUUAGUUUUUGUGAGAUUAGGUUCCUAUAAGCAGUAAAUUAAUACACUGCUAAAGCUCCUUUCUUUGAGUCAUGAUUCUAAGCUAAAGCAAAUUAAAAACAUAAUGUGAUGAUUGCAGACUGAAGUAUUAGCCUUUCCUAUUUUCAAGGUUGUUAACUUUUUUCCUACAAAGAAGAAAAAACCUUGAAAUUUUACAUGUCUCUGUGUGAAUCUAAAUCCCAUAUAUAUGAGAUAUGGUAAUAGCUCUUGGUUCAACUUAAGCAUAUCUCAUUUGGCUUCUCUAAAUAUGAAGUUGUUCAUUAGGGGAUUGUAAAAGAAAAGACGUAAGUCAUGAGUAAUCUUUUAAUGACUGCUAUUUUCAUCUUUGCUGAACUACAAAUAUUUAUUUCAGCUUAUAAAUAUGUUACUGAGCUUCCAGAUUUAAAGGAAAAAAAUUCCCCCAAGCACUCUCAAUUAAAAAUUAAAAACCUUCACUUUAUAUAGAUUUUCCUUUUUUAUAUUACACAAAGAUUUCUGUAUCAUUUUUAAUUCCUUCAUAAUAAGAAUGAGAAUACUAUCAGUUUGAUUUUCUGCUUUAAAUUGCUUUUAAUAAGCAUUUUAGAUGCAUUCCAAAGUGAUAGAGACUUAAGCUUCUAAUAUUAAUCAGUCAUUCAGUUGAUAGACAAAGUUACCAAUGCUUUAUGCUAGGAGGAGAGUUUUGUUAUUGGCAGCAGCUUAAACUACUUUCCUCAAAAGGCAAACACAAGUAAUUAUUAUGCACAAAGGAAAUGAAUUAUAAGUAUGUGGUAAAGCAGCUUUCUCUUUAUUUCAAAAUUGAUGUGCUCUGAUUUUUCUUCCUUAGUUCAUUAGAUUUAGAAUGUCCUUUGACUGGAAACUUAGUUACAUAUUAAAGCAAUCUGUUUGACUUUUCUUUCUUUCUUUUUUUUUUUUUAAAAGAUGUUAGUUAUAUUGAACCACCUUUUUUUCCCAGUUAUAUAUCGCUUGUGUGAUUACAGUGUUAUGUCUUGGGUUUGAUGUUUUUGGACAGAAAAGCGUAUCAGUUAUUUUAAAUGAUAUUUUUUCCCCCCAUCUUUGAAGCUUAGUCUAUAAAUGUGUUUAUAUAAAAGAAAAUGCUGGGGUUUGCAUUACUUGAAUACUUGAAAACUGAAAUUAGUAAGGUAUUUUACAUAAUGAAUUAGAUUUUUCUUUUUUUUUUUGAAUUAGAUUUUUCUGAAUACAGUCUUUAAACAAACAACUUUCAUUUCUGGAUCAUAAUUUGAAAUAGAAGGUUUCAACUCUUUGAAUGGGAAAAAAUGACAGGCUUAUAGAAAAAUACCCUUUUGUGAUUCAGGCAUCCCAAAUUCAACUUUUUUGUAGGUUUCUGUCCUAAAACCUGCUUUCUCUUUUCUCCUGUACUUAAUGCACUUACUAUGCUAUAGAUGUUAUCAAACAGCAGGUUAAAAUAAAAUCUCUGUUCAUUAUGAAUCUUUCAGCUUUUCUAGUUAUGAAAAAUUGCUCUGUAAAAUACUCUUAAUCCCUAAAUAUAGGCAUAUUUUUGUUUACAUCUUACCCAUUAAUGGUAUAAAUACCAUUAAUCAUUUUAACAAAACACAAGAUGUUUAUAAAAAUUGAAAACAUUACAUGUUGUAUUUCAACUAGUUAGUGAAGGGUAAGAAGAAGCUGGCUGAUUUGAAUUGUUUCAUUAGUUAAAUUUCAAAACUCUUUAAUAAAGGAAUUUUCAGAGAUAGGUUGAGACCCAGUAGUAUCCAUUAAACUAGCUUUUAUGACCUGGAGAAAAUGCCCAAAAAGCAAUAGAGGAGACGAGAAGAUUUACUUGCCAUGGUGUGGUGUGCUACUACUUCAAUUUAGGUAGUGACACACUGAAAUUUUUAUUGUCCAGUAAUCUGAAGAAAUUCCCUGUUGUUUAUAUGUACUAAACUAACUAUAAAUUGGUGGAAUCUGCUAAGAGGAACCUUUUUACAGCUGGGUGAAGUUUCCAUGAUAUGAAGUAUUUGAAUUUUAAAAUAUACUGUUAUCCUAAGAAAUAAGACAUGGCAUUAUUCCAUGUUCUCAAGUGAUAAUUUCCUUAUUGAGUUUCAGAAGAAAAAAACAAAAUGAGUAAUUGUCACUGCGUUAGCUGUAUGUUGAAUUGGAAAAUUGUGGCAUAAAGCUUAAAUUUGUGUUUAUCAAAUGUGAACCAUAGUAGUAUAAUGCUGCUUUGUAUAUACUGUAAGUGCUACACAUAGUCUCAGCACUGAAAUGUAUUGAUACCUCUCAAAUGAAUGCAAAUUUUGAUGUAGGUGUUUUGAUAUGCCUCAGAAAGUAUCUGAGUGUCUGAGAACUUGUUAAUGGAGAUACUUCCUGUUUUUCGUUGCAUAUUUUCAUGUUUAAAAUCUAAUUUUUACAUUUUUACUACUGUUAAUUUAAGUGUAAAAUUUGUUCUGUGGAUGAAAAUGAGGUUGCCAGUGAAGAAAACUAAAACAGCCUCAUUCAUGUAACUGCUUAGUAAAAAUACAUUUUUGCUGUAUGUUCAUAAACUUUUAAUGAAGUUGUUUGUAUUUCUGUUUGAAUAUAAGUGAUGUUUAGGCUUUAUUUCUGUUUAAUAAGGCCUUUCACCAUUGAUUAAAUGAAGGAAUGUAUCUUUUUGAAGAGAUUUAUAUUCUGUAAAUAAAAAUUGGUUGUAACAAUAAAGUUGGGUUCUAACUGCA